Tetrapisispora phaffii CBS 4417 is the source of this 2151-nucleotide messenger RNA. RefSeq lists its product as uncharacterized. The coding region runs from base 1 to 2151 and encodes 716 amino acids. Gene Ontology annotation, molecular function: NAD+ binding. The record is from RefSeq and is a predicted model, not a curated record. Lineage: Eukaryota; Fungi; Ascomycota; Saccharomycetes; Saccharomycetales; Saccharomycetaceae. The transcript has a single exon.
AUGGUCAAACCAAAUGCAAUUAAUAACAAUGGAGUCAACUCUCAAGACACACAGGAAAAGUCACAUCCAUCAUCUUCUUCCUCUUACAACAAUGAGCAACUUGUUUCUCUUGAUGAUGAAAAUAUACCACCAUUAAAUUCAAACCUAACCCAAAUUUUUAACAAAUAUCCCAAAGAAACUGAAAAAUUUGACGGGACAAGUAAAUUUGGCCGUGGAAGUUUGGCCGAUUUGAAUGAUGAUAAACCGAAGCUCACUCUGUUGGAAAAAAUAACUAAUGAAAGUAAACGUUUUAUAGAGUGUGAACUUAAUAAAAAAGUAGCUUACAGAAGACGUAGUGAUGAUAGUGGUUCUAGUUUAAGUGACAGUGAUAGUGAUAGUGACAUUGAACCUAGUGAAGUACAAAAGAUUGUUGAUAACAGUAGUUCAAAAGGUACUAUUGAGAUCAUGAGUUAUGGUGCUAGCACUAGAGGUACUAGCAAUUGUGAAAAUAAUGGUGAUGAUGAUGUUAAUAUGCGAGACGUUGGAUCUGAGUCUAUGAUGUUAGACAGUGAUAUUUUUGAAACAACGGUAGAUCGUGAUUUUAUAAUGAAGGACAAAGACACCUCAUUGAGGACAAUUUCAAUUGGUAAGGUCGAUGGGUAUGAAAAAUUUAUUUUUCCUACGUAUAAUAAAGAAGAAUCAUUGUAUGCUAAAUUUUACUUGAAGCAGAAUGGAUUAUAUUCGUUUCUAAAUCUAUAUUUACCAGAACAUGUUACAUCACUGCAUAUAUACGGGUUAAUUAAAUUGAUGGGGUAUGAAAUAAGGGAUCUGGACUUAUUGAGCCGCAUUUACGAUUGCACAGAUGUCCAAUCGUUACAAUUAACAGCCGAAGAUCAAGAUGAUGUUAUUUAUAAUAAUUUCGAUGAUCCAUUAGAUCAGAAGCAAAUAAUGAGAAUAUUUAAGGACUUCCAAAUGGUUGUCACAAGAGUACUACACUCGGAUUUUAGAAUCCCUACAUAUUUAACAACUAGUAGUUUAGUUGACAUAUUGGAAAGAUCAAAAAAUAUAAUUGUUUUGACAGGGGCAGGUAUUUCAACGUCAUUGGGUAUUCCAGAUUUCAGAUCAUCCCAAGGUUUUUAUUCUCAGAUCAAAAAUCUGGGUCUAGAUGAUCCUCAGGAUGUUUUCAAUUUAAAUAUAUUUCGUCAAAAUCCAUCAGUAUUUUAUAAUAUCGCUAACAUGGUUCUGCCGCCUGAAAAUAUAUAUUCACCCUUGCAUAGUUUUUUGAAAUUACUGCAAGAUAAAAAUAAGUUAUUGAGAAAUUACACACAAAAUAUCGAUAAUUUAGAAUCGUAUGCUGGUCUGGAAGCAGACAAGAUGAUACAAUGUCAUGGUUCGUUUGCUUCAGCGUCAUGUUUCACUUGUGGAUAUUCGAUGCCUGGGAAUAAAAUAUUUCCUAACAUUAGAAAUAGAGAAAUUCCAUUAUGUCCAAAGUGUAUAAACAGGAGGAAUUAUUUAAUUUCAAAGCAAUCCAACCCAAAUACUAAGCAUAAUCAUAAAGGAUCAAGAAAAUCAAGUAGCUCAACGACUGAUGCUAUGCGAACCGAAAGUGAUAACACCACUAACAGUAGAAGCAGUAUAUCAAGUUUUGACUCAUCUAAUAGUGACACCUCAAAGUUACAAAACUUAAAUCCUCAUGAUGACGAUGAUAAAACUGAGGAUGAAGAUGAUGCUUCUAAUAGCGAUAGUUCAGAUAAAUAUGAUACCGAUGAUGAGCUUCCAAUUGAUAAAUCGUAUGGUGUUAUGAAACCGGAUAUUACAUUUUUCGGUGAAGCUUUACCUGAAAGGUUCCAUGAACAGAUUUCGAAAGAUAUUAAACAAUGCGAUUUAUUAAUUACUAUUGGUACGAGUUUAAAAGUUGCGCCAGUUUCAGAGAUUGUAAAUAUGUUGUCAAAGCAUGUGCCCCAGAUUCUAAUUAACAAAGAUCCUGUCAAUCAUGCAAAUUUUGACCUUUCAUUGCUUGGAUAUUGUGACGAUGUCGUCGCCUAUAUCUCAAAGCUCCUUAAAUGGGAUAUUCCACAUAAAAAUUGGAAGGAAUUGAAGAACAAGAACUAUGAGGCUAUUCCUACAGAAAGAGGUGUGUAUAAAAUAGAACUGAAUGAUAAAAUAAAAUAA